Messenger RNA from Trypanosoma theileri, 786 nucleotides. RefSeq lists its product as uncharacterized. The record is from RefSeq and is a predicted model, not a curated record. Lineage: Eukaryota; Euglenozoa; Kinetoplastea; Trypanosomatida; Trypanosomatidae. The annotation marks the transcript as partial. The transcript has a single exon.
AUGACAUUGGUUGUAAUGGUGAGGUGUUACCUGCUUUGUUUACUAACUCUUGCACUGUGUUGUGCUUGUGGGUUAGUAUGGGCUGAUAAUCCACAAGCUUCAAAUACCCUUAUUAAAACAUCAAUUGUUGGUGUUCCGUCUCUUGUUCGUCGUGCUGUUCCUGCGCUUCUUCUCACGACUAAGUGUAACGAAGACGAUGAAGAGGAAGGUGAGGAGGAUGUUGACGAAACUCAUUUAAAGGAGGAUGAAAAAGAGAAGGAUAAAGACAAGAAGGAAGCUGUUGAACAUUCUGGCUCUGGUGGUGCUUCUUGCCCUUCCGAUACUCAUUGUAGAAAUUGUGCCUCUGGUGGUCACGCUGCUUCUCAUUCUCUCACUGCAAAUUCUCCUACUGGUAGUGAGAGUCUUCAGCGUGGCCAACUCCAACAACCACCUCAUUCUCCUCCACAUCCUCUGCAGGAAGCUGAACAAGUUGUCCCUUGCACUCCUAAUUCUUCUGCAUCUUGUCCUCUGCCUAAACCGCCAGAAAAACCCGAUCCAUCUGUACUGAAAGAACCUGAACCUAACGCUCCUCAUGGUUCUGUGGAGGCACGUCCUGUUGAGGACAAACCCGGUACUCCUGCUACUGAUGAUGAUGCCUCAACCGGUAUUUCGAAGGAAGAACGUCAACGUAAGAAUGGUGAUAAAGGUGAAGUCGAUGUUGCUGCUCCAGCACCUGAAGCUGAAGGUACAACUGGACGGGGGAGCAACAGUACCACAGAUAACCAGGGAACUGCGGGAAAACAACCU